UUGGCUGUGUGAGGGUUUGACGGUUCGAUCAUAAUUCCUAGGUUGAGUUUUUUUUUGGUGUGUGCUGUGAAAAAAUAUUUUACUAAAAAUAAAUAUACUUCCUUAAUUUAGAGCAAUGUCCGGUUUAAUAUUAGUAACUUCACGUUAUGUUGCGCGAGAUGUAAUUAAAAAAGGAUUUAAAAAUGCCUUUUUAAACGAUGUUAAUAUCGCAUGUCACAGACAACAAAGUUAUAUUCGUGUUUUUAGUAAACUAUGCACAACAGUUGACAGUAGUAAAUGGACAACAACUCAAGAUAGGAAUCUAAUUAUUAACAUCGGUCCCAAGUCCCUAAUACACUUAAGUGUGCCAUUUUAUCAAACCGAAACUGUUAAAGUCCCUCCAUUUGCCGAUUCUGUAUCAGAAGGAGAUGUUAAAUUUACAUGUAAAGUUGGAGAUUAUGUCAAAACUGACCAAGUUGUUAUGGAGAUUGAAACUGACAAGACAACCGUUGGUGUUCCUGCACCUUUUGGUGGUGUAAUCGAAUCCAUACUCGUUGCAGAUGGUGAUACUGUGAAGGCGGGUCAAGAGCUUUUUAAGUUAAAGAAAGCUGAAGGUGGUGCACCAGCUGCAGCUGCAGAAGCACCUAAAGCAGCUCCUCCACCGCCACCAGCUGCUGCUCCAACUCCACCACCUCCAACAGUUUCGGUAUCGGCACCAUCUACGCCACCACCACCUCCACCACCUAAACCAGCAUCAUCGCCACCACCACCACCACCUAAAAUGCCAGCUGCUCCUGCCGCACAUAUUCCUGUAGCUGCAAUUCGACACGCUCAAGGAAUCAGCCAAGGAACCGUUAAGGUACCACCAGCAGAUUAUACUAGAGAAAUAACAGGAACCCGAACCGAACAAAGAGUAAAAAUGAAUCGCAUGCGUCUAAAAAUUGCCGAAAGACUAAAGGAUGCUCAAAAUACGAAUGCAAUGUUAACCACUUUCAAUGAAAUUGAUAUGAGCGCUGCCAUGGAAUUUCGCAAAGCCAAUCUAGAGGCAUUCCAGAAGAAAUACGGUAUCAAAAUUGGUUUUAUGUCCAUAUUUGCAAAAGCAUCAGCAUACGCACUGCAGGAUCAGCCCGUUGUUAAUGCUGUCAUUGAAGGAAAUGAAAUCAUUUACCGAGAUUAUGUUGACAUCUCAGUUGCCGUUGCAACUCCAAAGGGAUUGGUCGUUCCAGUUAUCCGCAAUGUUGAAGGCAUGAACUAUGCUGAUAUUGAAAUUUGCAUGGCUGCUCUGGGAGAAAAGGCUAAAAAAGGUGCAAUAGCUGUAGAAGACAUGGAUGGCGGUACUUUCACAAUAAGUAAUGGAGGUGUGUUUGGAUCAUUAAUGGGUACACCCAUUAUCAACCCACCCCAAAGCUCUAUUCUAGGAAUGCAUGGGAUAUUCGAACGUCCAAUUGCUAUCAAAGGACAAGUUGUUGUUCGUCCAAUGAUGUACGUUGCUCUGACAUAUGACCAUCGUUUGAUUGAUGGUCGUGAGGCUGUUAUGUUCCUUCGCAAAAUCAAAGCUGCUGUUGAAGAUCCUCGAAUCAUGUUAGCCGGGCUAUAAAUUAAACAACUGUUUCGUAAAAUGAACAAGUUAAAUUUACAAUUCAAACAAUAAAUGUUGAUUAGCUCGAUUUAAAAUUA
This is a messenger RNA of Episyrphus balteatus (marmalade hoverfly), 1656 nucleotides long. Its product is annotated as dihydrolipoyllysine-residue succinyltransferase component of 2-oxoglutarate dehydrogenase complex, mitochondrial. The transcript has 8 exons. The coding region runs from base 116 to 1576 and encodes 486 amino acids. Gene Ontology annotation, molecular function: dihydrolipoyllysine-residue succinyltransferase activity. Gene Ontology annotation, biological process: tricarboxylic acid cycle. The record is from RefSeq and is a predicted model, not a curated record. Gene Ontology annotation, cellular component: oxoglutarate dehydrogenase complex. NCBI's taxonomy places the organism in Eukaryota, Metazoa, Arthropoda, Insecta, Diptera, Syrphidae.